Messenger RNA from Necator americanus (New World hookworm), 978 nucleotides. RefSeq lists its product as uncharacterized. The transcript is spliced from 2 exons. The record is from RefSeq and is a predicted model, not a curated record. Lineage: Eukaryota; Metazoa; Nematoda; Chromadorea; Rhabditida; Ancylostomatidae. Bases 1 to 978 code for a protein of 325 amino acids.
AUGCGUGCCAGAAUUCGCAUGAGGCACCAGGGCUCACCAAAACAGUUGACGAGAGUGGGAUUCGAACCCACGCCCCCGAAGGGACUGGUGCCUAAAACCAGCGCCUUAGACCGCUCGGCCAUCUCGCCAUACAUACUCGUCGAAGGCAGCAGUUCAAAUGGAAUUCCCAGAUUUUCCACAGUUCCACAUGCGUGCCAGAAUUCGCAUGAGGCACCAGGGCUCACCAAAACAGUUGACGAGAGUGGGAUUCGAACCCACGCCCCCGAAGGGACUGGUGCCUUAAACCAGCGCCUUGGACCGCUCGGCCAUCUCGCCACAUCUCAAUUCCGGAAGGCAGCAGUUCAAAUGGAAUUCCCAGAUUUUCCACAGUUCCACAUGCGUGCCAGAAUUCGCAUGAGGCACCAGGGCUCACCAAAACAGUUGACGAGAACCGCUCGGCCAUCUCGCCAUACAUACUCGUCGAAGGCAGCAGUUCAAAUGGAAUUACCUAGAUUUUCCACAGUUCCACAUGCGUGCCAGAAUUCGCAUGAGGCACCAGGGCUGACCAAAACAGUUGACGAGAGUGGGAUUCGAACCCACGCCCCCGAAGGGACUGGUGCCUUAAACCAGCGCCUUGGACCGCUCGGCCAUCUCGCCACAUCUCAAUUCCGGAAGGCAGCAGUUCAAAUGGAAUUCCCAGAUUUUCCACAGUUCCACAUGCGUGCCAGAAUUCGCAUGAGGCACCAGGGCUCACCAAAACAGUUGACGAGAGUGGGAUUCGAACCCACGCCCCCGAAGGGACUGGUGCCUAAAACCAGCGCCUUAGACCGCUCGGCCAUCUCGCCAUACAUACUCGUCGAAGGCAGCAGUUCAAAUGGAAUUCCCAGAUUUUCCACAGUUCCACAUGCGUGCCAGAAUUCGCAUGAGGCACCAGGGCUGACCAAAACAGUUGACGAGAGUGGGAUUCGAACCCACGCCCCCGAAGGGACUGGUGCCUAA